Messenger RNA from Babesia bovis T2Bo, 512 nucleotides. RefSeq lists its product as uncharacterized. The record is from RefSeq and is a predicted model, not a curated record. The transcript has 2 exons. Bases 210 to 404 code for a protein of 64 amino acids. Lineage: Eukaryota; Apicomplexa; Aconoidasida; Piroplasmida; Babesiidae.
CAUGUUAGGAGUUGCUCUUCAGUGCAGCUAUUUAAGUUGCUGUGCACUAUAUAUCUGGGAGACAUUAAAUCAUGGUGGUUCUGUCGCUGUCAGGCACUGAUCAGAUAACUAUCGGUACAGGUGCUCUACAGACCGGUAUUGGAAGAGUGAAAUUAUACGACAAGGUUACUUCACCAAGUGCUAUAGUGUCCUUUUGACCAUGACAUACUAUGGUAUAUAUUCCGGUACAGUGUCAUAGGCACUUAUGUUCUGUUAGUUAUCAUGAUGGAAUCAUAUUCCAAGAUAGUUGUAUCACGGAUUAUGCCUAUAUCUAUGCAGUAUCACGGUACCAACAACGGUAUAAUGAGAUGGCAUCCUGUGAGCUGUAUUGUCAAGAAGCUACCUUGUGCAGUAGUGGUGAGUGAUAUAGGGACGCCCAAAUGCGUGCUGUGCUAACGCUGCUUAUCAGAAAGCACCCCUAUUGCUAGUUAACAGUAAUAUUAGCACAGCAACGUGUCGUAUGAGAUUAAUGU